AUAAAUGUCAGAACGUUGCUUUCGUUUUCGAGGGUUUGUUGAGAGAAAAUGAAAGUCAGAGAAAGUCACAUAACCCCCAUUUCUCUCUCUAUCCUUAAAUUUUCCGUUGAAGCUUUUACUUACCCCCAUUGCUUUGCUUUCACAUAAAAAUUCAGCCUUUUUCUUUCCCCUAAUUUUUCAAUCCAGUUUCAUACAUAAUGAUCAAGAAACUCCACAUGCUCCAAUCAGUUAUAGUUUCAACGAUUCGCGCCUCGAUUCUGUGUCAAGAUUUUUCCUGUCGGCUAAUUUAUCGGUGUAUACUUGGUUUUUGAGGUUUCUAGGUCGUUCCUCUUGGUUUAUUUCAUUUUCUUUUUUGGGGAAAAGAGCUCGGCAGUUGGAGUGAAGUUACAGUAAGCGAGUGAGCGAAUUAGGUGGAGAUAUGUAUAUCGAGGAACUGAAAGAAGAAGAAGUGAUGUUGAAAAGCAGAGAGGAUAAAUUGCAAGCUGAUGCAGAUGGUUCUUGCAGUAGCGGUGCGAUUUUGGAUGCCAAACGGGUUUUGGUAGGAGCAGGGGCUCGCGCUCUGUUUUACCCCACCCUGUUGUACAAUGUUCUAAGAAACAAGAUUCAGUCAGAGUUUCGAUGGUGGGAUAGAGUUGAUGAGUUCAUAUUGUUAGGUGCUGUUCCCUUUCCUACUGAUGUGCCCCGCUUGAAGGAACUUGGCGUUUCUGGAGUGGUUACUUUAAAUGAACCAUAUGAGACUUUGGUACCAACAUCUCUAUAUCAUGCUCAUGAUAUUGUACAUUUGGUCAUUCCAACUAGAGACUAUAUGUUUGCUCCUGCAUUUGCUGAUAUAUGCCAGGCUGUAGAUUUCAUUCACGACAACGCCUCACUUGGGAAGAAAACAUAUGUUCAUUGUAAGGCUGGUAGGGGGCGAAGCACGACCAUUGUUCUCUGUUACCUUGUGCAACACAGGGACAUGACACCUGAGGCUGCAUAUGAGUACGUGAGAUCUGUUAGGCCAAGGGUGCUUUUGGCCUCUUCCCAGUGGCAUGCUGUUCAAGAUUACUAUCUUCUCAAGGUGAGGGAAACUUGCAACCCUAGGUUUAUGACAGCAAGGAAAGCUUUGGAUUGUCUUACCAAAGAGCAUGCCAAGCAGAAUAUAGAAGAUCAUGAUGAUGACGACACAUUUGUGAUGGUAAUGGAAUCAGAUCUUGAUGGGUAUGAUUUUGAAUGUGAAUUAGGUAUCGUGGAUAACAAGAUGUUGGGAGAACUUAGCCCGGUUUGCAGGGUUCACUUUGCUGGGCAGGCAGCUAUUUCCAGACUUUCAUGUUUGUGGCUUGGAUGCCAUGCAAACCGGAAACCAUCAGAAAAGCCUGGAAGCUCUGUUGGGGAUGAUCGAUUGAGAAGUCUAACUGUCGAUAUCCAAGUUUAUUGAAAUGUCAAAGUCUACUUGAGGUUUUAUAUAUUUUUGGUUCUUCUUUUUCCUUCCUCCCUCUUUUUUUUUGUUUGUGGUUGGGCAGUGGGGGAUGGUUCAACACGAGGAAACGUCAAUAAAUACUCUGCUCUUUCUUCUUCUUCUUC
Jatropha curcas is the source of this 1560-nucleotide messenger RNA. RefSeq names its product phosphatidylglycerophosphate phosphatase PTPMT2. Lineage: Eukaryota; Viridiplantae; Streptophyta; Magnoliopsida; Malpighiales; Euphorbiaceae. Gene Ontology annotation, biological process: protein dephosphorylation. Gene Ontology annotation, molecular function: phosphoprotein phosphatase activity. The record is from RefSeq and is a predicted model, not a curated record.